AUAUACAAUAUUUUUUUACAAAUUUUAAAUAUUACAAAUUAGGUAUUUAAAAUAAAUAUAUAGAAUGGUAUGAUGCCAAGUCAAUCCAUAAAUCUAUAGUCUUGCUCCACCGUUUCAUUGUCGUCGAUAGAAGAACAUUUUUUUAAUCUAAAGGACACAAACAAGUUUUAUGAAUCAAAAGCCGAAAAAACCAACACUCACAGGACAACGGAUUAAGGUCCGGAAGAGGGAUGAGAAGGAAAGAUACGAUCCUAGUGGAUUUCGUGAUGUUAUUGUGCAAGGGCUUAACGAAGCAGGAACUGAUCUGGCCCAAGUAGCUAAAUUUCUCGACACCCAAGGUCAUAAGCUUGACUACCGGCGCUACGCCGAGCCGCUUUUUGAUAUUUUAAUAGCUGGAGGAAUUCUUGCACCUGGUGGAACACUAGUAGAAGAUGGAGACAAGACCAAAGUGUCGCGCAGUGAUGUCUGCUUGUUUGCGGUGGACGAGGAUGUCCCGACCAUUCAGAAUUAUUCCCACCAGGUUUUCGUCAAGGUGACCAGACGCUACAAGUAUCUGGAAAAAUUACUGGAAGAUGAGAUGAAGAAGAUCCUUAUGUUUUUAAAGGGUUUUAGUGAAUCUGAACGCAACAAGGUGGCAAUGUUGACGGCCAUCUUUCUGACGAAUGGUUUGAUUCCUGCCACAUGUUUGGCAAGCUUAUUUCAGGAGCAUCUGGUAAAAGAAGGUAUCUCUGUGGAAUUCGCCAUUGUGCUUUUUAGAACAUGGUUUAUGGAAAAGGACAUGAACAGUAUUGCAAGCACCUUGCGAAAAGCCGAGAUGGAAGGAAAACUCAUGGACUUCCUGCCUGUUAAUAAACGCACCGAUGAAAACUUUGCCUCACACUUCGAAGCUGCAGGCCUGCAACAGCUUGUGAGAUAUCAGAGAAACCUACUGCAAACAAAUAUUAAGAACAACAUGGUUGAUGAGAUUUCUGAGUAUAUUCAGAACGAGAAACCAUUGAAAGAAAUUGAGGCCAACGUGUCUGAGAUCAUGGUGAAGAAUUCAAUUCCAGAGCAUGACGUGGUGAAGUUGCUUUGGAAGUGCGUAAUGUCCGCACAAGAAUGGAGCAAGAAAGAUGACCAGGUGAUUGAACAAGUGACAAAACACCUGAAAAUUUAUGCGCCUUUGUUUGCGGCCUUUGCAACUCAAGGGAAGUCAGAAAUUAGUCUGAUUCUAAAGAUUCAGGAAUACUGUUUCGACAACAUGCAUCUCAUGAAGACAUUCAGUAAAAUUGUGAUGCUUUUAUAUCAACGUGAUGUUUUGUCGGAGGAUGUGAUCCUGAAGUGGUACCAUGAACUUCACCUGUCUAAGGGCAAGUCAAUCUUUCUGAAGCAGAUGGUCAAGAUGGUGGAAUGGCUGGAAAACGCUGAAGAAGAAGACUCUGAAGAAGAAGAAUCUGAAGAGGAGAAGUAGUUAAAUGCCUUUGUACUGUGCACUCUGCUGGCCCGUACGUUAUCCAGCAGUGAACCUCAGCCAAUACCAUAGAUGUCAGCAGGCCUAAUCUGCGUAUAAUUUGCAUAUUUUUUGUAUUACUGUAGUUUCAAAUGUACUUUGUUUACUUCUUGUCUUAUGUGGAAAUACCACUUUUUGAAAUAUAUAUGUAAUGUUCUUAAAACUCAACAUUUGUUGAUAGUUAAUGUGAUGGGUUGUAGAAUAUAGAAAGUAAACAUUUCCCAUCAGUCACUAUAUCAUAAAAAAUAUUUGCAUAUAUUCUAAUUAUGUCAGAGUUUGAGGAAAUUUAUUGAACUUAUCUAAUGAGGUAAAUGAUUCUGUAAUAUUUUUGCGAGGACAAUCAAAUUUUUUUUUUAGUUCUAGUGUUUAUUUGGGUUAAUUAUCUUAUUGCAAAAUCAUAAGGUGUUUUCAUCAUGAUAAAGUAUAUUGCUCCUAGAGCAGAACUUGGUAAUGGCUACUUAACUGACAACAUAAUCGCUAGAUGUGAAGUGGUAAUUUUACUUUAAGCAUUUUUGAGAAACUUGCCAACUAGUUCUAUCUAAAUAGUCUGGAGAGGGCGCUAUAUUAUGGUGCAUCACCAUUCUGAAGCAUAUUGAUUAUAGAAUUAGUUAUUGAUUAAUAAUUAUCAAUUAUGUAUAGCCUCUGUGCAAUUGAUAACACAUGAUAGAUACUUGUCACUUUAUCUUUAUACUGACUCUUGUAUUUAUAAAGCAAGAUCUAUUUUUCCUGGAAAAAUAAAUCUGUAAGAUUUGUUUUUGUUGUAAAGCUGAAUUAAGGCCUGUUUAUACAGUACUAUAUAACGAUUAAAAAAGAUAAAAAGCAAUUGUACAUAAAUUGUAUAAAAUUUAAAAAAUAAGAAGUUUUUACACUAGAAUGAUUCAAUAACGAUUUAUCAGUUGUGCGAUGACAUAUUUUGACAAAUCAAAUCAGAUGACGUCAUAAUCAAGGGAAAACAUUAAAAUAGUAGCAGCAAAGAUUUCAUCGUUUUUCCAUUAUUAUUAUGUCAUCUGAUUUGUUAAAAUAUUUUGAUAUCGUAUACACGAUAAAUGGUUAUCAAAUCAUCCUAGUGUAAAAUUUUUCUCUUAUUUUGUUUUCUAUAUGAACAAUCGCUUUUUAGCUUUUUUAUCGUUAUCGUUGAAGUAUAAACAGGCCUUAAGGCUGUCAAUUAAAGCAACUCAGUUUUAAUUAUUUUAUGAGAUGUUCUGUGUGAUAGUUGAAGAACUAAGAACAAAUAAUGGUAAAUGAUUGCAUAAAUACUGUAACAUAGAAAAGUGACAUUGUGUUUGUUCAUUAACUUUUGAAUUGUGGGUAUUUAUUAACUGUCCUGUCCCAUCAACUUCAGUUGUUGUUAUAUAUUUUUUAUAAUAGUAACAUGUCCACAACUCCGAACUUGCGUAUUAUUUUCUUUUUUGUGUGUGUAAAAUAAAAUGAUUUGGAUGAAUUAA
This is a messenger RNA of Anneissia japonica, 2934 nucleotides long. RefSeq names its product basic leucine zipper and W2 domain-containing protein 1-like. Gene Ontology annotation, molecular function: protein binding. The transcript is spliced from 13 exons. The record is from RefSeq and is a predicted model, not a curated record. Gene Ontology annotation, cellular component: cytoplasm; membrane. Lineage: Eukaryota; Metazoa; Echinodermata; Crinoidea; Comatulida; Comatulidae. The coding region runs from base 170 to 1450 and encodes 426 amino acids.